This is a messenger RNA of Strongylus vulgaris, 429 nucleotides long. The record is from the annotation of a GenBank genome assembly. NCBI's taxonomy places the organism in Eukaryota, Metazoa, Nematoda, Chromadorea, Rhabditida, Strongylidae.
AUGAACGAUUACGAUUUGAUGCGGGAGGAUAGCGAAGCUGUUGCAGAGCUAGCUGUAUGGCCAGGAAAAAUUGACCCCGCCAGCAAGAUCCUUCCCAAGGUGAAAGCUGCGUUAACACGAGCAUUGAACAAAGAACAUCGUAUGCUGCCAUAUGCUACUGAUGACAUGUCAAAAGGUCGCAGGAGAGGUGCCCAGCAAGAGUACGGUCAGUCCAUAGAAAUAGAGAUUGACGAAGAAGGAAACAUAAUUGAAAAGCUUGAUGAGGACGAAAGUGAUUUCGAAGACGACAGUGAUGAUCAAGAUUAUAAGCCAGGCGGGAAAUCGAAAAUGAAGGCAAAGCCAACUCCGAGUGCACCAAGAGGUCGAGGAAGAGGUGCUGCUGCUGCUGUAUCGUCUCGAGGAGGCAUAAGAAGAGGUCGAGGCAAAUAG